AUGGCGGUGACAAACGUAGCGGACCUGACCAUCGUGCCGGUCACGCCGGCUCAGGCCCGCGCGGCCUCGGACAACAUGUAUCCGCACUGGGGCCAGCCCAACGGGGUUGUCUCGACGGACGAGUACAUUAAGGCGUUUGACAGCAUCGCAGCGACAGGACCGUGGGACACGGCGUACACUGCCUGGGCCCUCGUCCCGCGCUCCGACCCCACCACUGUAGACAUUCUGUCGCACUGCCAGACGUUCCGGAGACGCGCAUUCGUCGUACAGCCAGGCAGUGACACAGUGAAACAAGUCACGUCGUACGUGGUGGCUCACGUCUUCACGCCACCCGAGAAGCGCAGCAUGGGGAUGGCGCGGCACAUGCUCCGUCUUCUCCACUAUACCCUCGCUCCGAAAGACGACCUGCCCACCUUUCCCAAGGCGUGGGGUGCUCCGCCGACCACGCACUAUGGCGAUGCGGCCUUCUCGGUGCUGUACUCGGAUGUUGGGCCGGACUUUUACCAAGGCUGCACCGUUGGAGAGGACAGGCCCGGUUGGGUCGCUACGCCAACAGACAAACGCACCUGGCCGGUCGGACAGGGAGAGAGCACAUGGGAUCCAGAAUGGGAGGCUAUCGAUCUUGCACAAGCAAAGCAACUCGAGGUCACUGCCACCGCUGCCAACUGCCAGGCAAUGCCGCGCACUGGGGACCGGACACGGACUCGGGUCGCGUUCGAGUACACCAACGGGUCGUUCAGGUUCUCACCUGUGCGCGGUGCGGUCAUCGAUGUCGCGUCCCAUAAGCGCAAGAACCUCGAUGGCCUUACCGUCGGGGUUCGCUUGGGUGCUCCUUCCGGCGUGGAACGACCUUACAUCAUCUAUACCGCUCGUAUCCGAGGUGGUGCUGGCACGAAGAAGAUGCGCAUCGCCCACGUACAGCACCCUGUGCCCUUUGACGCGCUUCUUCGCGUUGCCAGAGCGGCUGGCGCCCAGGAGAUUGAGCUCUGGGGAGACGACUCGUCCUGGGAUGCAGAGGAGCAUGAGGUCACAAGGGAAAAGGAGAUACCAUGUCUUGCGUCAUACUCCCUGGGCAAGAAUGUCGAGUGGCUUUGGUGCGAGCAGUGA
Molecule: messenger RNA, 1107 nt
Organism: Apiotrichum porosum
Lineage: Eukaryota; Fungi; Basidiomycota; Tremellomycetes; Trichosporonales; Trichosporonaceae
Exons: 1
Coding region: 1-1107 (368 amino acids)
Source: RefSeq, a predicted model, not a curated record